AUGCGCGCGGAGGCAGAAUUCCCUGCGACUGCCCGCAGGGACGACGCCAUCAGGGCCUGGACGCAAAGGGAGCAUGCUAUUUUCAUUAAAUAUUUGAGUGGCGACUUGGACUUGCAGCACCCACCAAACAUCAUCAAGGAGAUCCUGGUGAGUGAACAUCGGGCCAUGGUCGAAGACAUGCAUGAUACUUACUUUAAUGUAACCCUCACUGCUAUUGUACCGGCAUCCGUGAGAUUGUCCGUUCACACGCCACAUGUGACCAUUCUUAAAGAAAUUUUCAACGCUAACACAGACGACCAUACCGGACACGCAAUGGUGAGAGUUUUUCAACAGGAUGUCAAACGCCUCAGUUUUGACGGCAAUCAAACGCUUCACGCAGUUUUCUACUCAAAACGAGCGUCAGCGCGUUGGCAGAACAAGACGUUACGAUUGAAAGCAGCGGUGAUCACACUGAGAUACACGGAACGCCUCCCAGAAGAGAAAGGAGUAGGAGUAUACACCAAUGCCCAGAUGGAAUUGCAGUUCGCUAUCCGGGUGUAUGGAGCAGCACUUACGGCGUCCAUGCACGAAGUGCCUCAAUCCGUGGCAUGGGGCAAGACAGUUCACCCGACGUGGCAACAUCAGUGGAUGCUACCCGCACCUGCAUCCCUGACUGAGGAUGUGGUCCCAGCAACCCCGGACUCUCAGGAGGAACUGACCAUGGGCCCGACUCGGACUGGCACUGACGCUGGGGAUUCAGACCUUCCUAUCCAGGUCGGUCAAUGGUUGGCCAGCUUUGACGGUACAAUGGUUGAAGUGGAGGCGAAUGGGCAGUGCGCCUUCCUGGCUAUGUACGCUUCUACAGUGAAUCACUCUGCAGCAAAGCUCAAGACUACCAAAGCAGUAGUGCGCGAGGCUACCUCUCUUAAGGAUUCCAUCUAUGCCUUAAUGAUGUUCAAUCUUCGGAAAGAUGUUGCGCUGGGGUUGGUGGACCCGAUCGCGGAGUACGCUAAACUCUACCCGGACAAUCCGGCUUACACGUCCACGGAGCCGUCGACAGCAGCCCUUUACGGGCACUACAACCAAGCACGGACGCGGUCGACAGGGGUCAAAGUACCCGCUAGUUUCUAG
Phytophthora infestans T30-4 is the source of this 1110-nucleotide messenger RNA. RefSeq lists its product as uncharacterized. The transcript has 3 exons. Lineage: Eukaryota; Oomycota; Peronosporomycetes; Peronosporales; Peronosporaceae. The coding region runs from base 1 to 1110 and encodes 369 amino acids. The record is from RefSeq and is a predicted model, not a curated record.